Lactuca virosa is the source of this 897-nucleotide messenger RNA. The record is from the annotation of a GenBank genome assembly. NCBI's taxonomy places the organism in Eukaryota, Viridiplantae, Streptophyta, Magnoliopsida, Asterales, Asteraceae.
AUGAAGCUCACCGGAGCCUUGCUGCUUCUCUCCUUCGCUCUCUUGGUUUCAUCAUCUUCAGCUUUUCAAUCGGACGAGCUUAUUGUAGACGAUGAACAAUUUGAUUCAAAUGAGCGCCCUUCCCAUGAAUUCGUAUCAUCAUCGUCACCUUCCAUUUCUUCUGGUUCGCAUUCUCCUCCAAAACCCAUUCGAAAGACGUCUGCGGAACCUGAUUCAGACUUUAGAGUUCAGUUCGCUCUGGAACACGCAUUUGGAGAUUCAGAAGAUUUCUCCGUCGCCGGCACUUUCACUGCUCGCCUCAAAUCUCAUGGAGGAAAGAGAACUCUUACGAAGAUCAGAUUCUCAAGGAACGAUCUUAGCACAAUAGAGAAGGAGAAGUUCAAAAAACUACUUGAAGAUGAUGCUUUCUACAGGAUAAGGGUACCAUCUAACGUGUUAAACGCUCCUGGGAAAGCUUAUGUUAUCUCCUCAGUAAAAGCUAGGUGCCUCCCAAAUGAUGGCUUGGAUGAACACUUCAUCAUACACAUGGAAGGUGUCCACAUUUUGGCUGUUAAUUAUGGUUCUCUUAGGGCUUGCCAAUAUAAUCGGCAAUUGAGAAUUCCUUCAAAGUGGAUCUUCAACUCUCACACAGUUUUAAAGUACAGUGAAUAUGCACCAAGGACGCCAAUAUUUUCUGAACAUAUCAUUGGUGGUGAUAUGGGAGAGGAUGAAGGGGUAAAGCCAAUAGAGAGAUCCUUUUUGGCUAAAUAUUGGAUGUAUUUGAUGCCGCUUGUUGUUAUUGUCAUGAAUGCUAUCAACCAAUCCGGCAACAUGGUGGAGGAACAGGUGGAUAUGCCACCACAGCAGGCGGUUAGGGCUAUCCAUCAUGGGCAGAGUGCAGCUGUCCGGAGGCGGUGA